This is a messenger RNA of Tribolium castaneum (red flour beetle), 2997 nucleotides long. RefSeq names its product Myb oncogene-like (gene Myb). NCBI's taxonomy places the organism in Eukaryota, Metazoa, Arthropoda, Insecta, Coleoptera, Tenebrionidae. Gene Ontology annotation, cellular component: nucleus. Gene Ontology annotation, biological process: regulation of DNA-templated transcription. The coding region runs from base 297 to 2504 and encodes 735 amino acids. The transcript is spliced from 12 exons. The record is from RefSeq and is a predicted model, not a curated record. Gene Ontology annotation, molecular function: DNA-binding transcription factor activity, RNA polymerase II-specific; RNA polymerase II cis-regulatory region sequence-specific DNA binding.
GGUUAUGCGAAGUUGUUAAGUUGUGGAAAUUCCUUUUGCCUUUUUGUGUGAUCCUUCAGUUCCUUAAUCCUCUAUCCCAUGCCUGGCGCUUGGUAUGGUGAAUAUCCUCCUUGGUCCGCCCCUGUUUUUGUGCCCAUUGCGCAGGUCCUCCCGUUGUCAAAGGCGCGCUGAGAACCAGAAACCGUCCUUCGUUUGCAGUCCAAAAGCGAGGUCUCUGAGUGACUGUUGUCGAAUUAAAGUAAACACGGCGAGUGCAUUGCGUGAGUGCUGCAGCCCUACGGGGCUCCCGUGUGGAUAUGGCUCACUACUACCAGUCUAGCCAAGACAGAUACCGAAAGGAAGAUUCGGAAAUCGACAUUUCUGGAAAUGAGGAUUCCGACUCUUCAGCAUUCACCGAAGAACCUCAACAUUCCAAAACGAAGAAACCCAUAAACAAGGGCCGGUGGAGCAAAGAGGAGGACGCCCGUUUGAAGCAGCUGGUGGAGGAAUACAACGAGAAAUGGGAUGUGAUUGCGGAGCUUUUCCCAGAUAGGUCGGACGUCCAAUGCCAGCAGCGCUGGACCAAAGUGGUGAAUCCCGAACUGGUCAAGGGCCCCUGGACCAAAGAGGAAGACGAAAAAGUGAUCGAAUUGGUGAAUAAAUACGGAGCGAAGAAAUGGACCUUGAUUGCGCGUCACCUGAAGGGCCGUAUCGGCAAACAGUGUCGGGAGCGAUGGCACAACCACCUCAACCCCAAAAUAAAAAAGAGCGCUUGGACGGAGAACGAAGACACGAUUAUCUACCAAGCGCACAAGGUUUUGGGCAACCAGUGGGCCAAAAUCGCCAAACUGUUGCCCGGAAGGACGGACAAUGCCAUCAAAAACCACUGGAACUCCACCAUGCGGCGGAGGUACGAGACCGAGAACCGCCAAGACGGGGAGACGCGCCGUGGGAGAGCCAGAAAGAACCAAACAAAACAAGCAGACAUUCUGGCCUUUCAGUACCAGAACCACCAAGUUGUGACCAUUGAUAAUUGUGAUAGUCGCAGUGUCAACCAGGAUAAUCUGAUUAUCAAUGAUGAAUGGACUUUGGAGACGUACGACCAUGGAAGCAACCAGUCCAGCACAGGCGGUUUCUCUCUGACGGCCACCCCCAGUCCAGGUCCUCUGACCCCCAGCCAUACGGUCGUCAGCUUUUCCUCCUCGCCUCCACCCUCCACGACCUCAGUUAAAGCAGAUUUGCCAUCAUACAGCUACCUUGAUGUAAAUACGUACAACAACCAAACUAGUCCCGUGAAACUAACACCAAUGACUGACGAUUUUGACCUGAAAUACUGUACCCCGAGUGGAAUAAACCCACUGAGGGAUUUCUCCGAAAGUCGCCACUUUAUCAAGUCACGCCUGACACCGCCGAACCUCAACCAAAACACUUUAGUACCUGCUGAAAAUAUGACCCGAGCCUCCACUCCUCCCAUCCUGCGACGGGGUGCCAAGUCGAGGCGAAGAAGGGAGAGUGAAGGCCAGGAUAUCAUGUCGGACUGCGCUGAAGAUCGGAACAUCGACGAAUUUGCGUCUAUGUUGGGCUACAGCACGAAACCAACCAACAACAAUGGCACCUCCCCGAUAAAACAGUUGCCGUUCAGCCCUUCACAGUUCUUCAACAGUCCUGGCUUUUUAGAGAUGCCUUUAUCCUCAACGCCCGUCAAGAGAUUCCCGACGACACCAUUGAAAGAUCGAUCGUUAAAACCUGACUACAGUCCCUUGAGCACCCCCAACGGUCUUUCAGUCAAGGUGGAAAUGCUGAGUUCCACAACCGACCCAACGGUGACACCCAGCAAGCGCUCGUUCCAAAGUAUGGACACGCCCCGUACCCCAACGCCCUUCAAGAAGGCCUUAGCCGACUUGGAGAAGAAGUCCGGCCCUAUAACGCACCUCCCAGACACGCCAACUCGUCUGGAAGACAUCACGGAAAUCAUGAAGAAGGACCAAGAUAUCAGUUCGAAUUACGAAACCGACACCAGUCUGAUGAUUACAAAUGAUAGUGGUUACAUGACGGGGAAGAGAAAAAAUGGGAACGGGCUCGCUGAAGGCAAGGAAAACGUUCUUCCGAAUAAGCGAGUGCGGAAGGCUUUGGCGCCGUCUUGGGCCUCCACCUCGUCGCAGGAUAUGUCGUCGUUCGCUGUGGAAACUCCCAGUAAAUCGUUGGGCGACGAUCCCUCAGCUCUGUUCUCCACGCCGUCUUCGAUAAUGAAAGACUCUUUGGGAGUGACCGGACUGAUGGAUUUUGCUCAGUCAGGAUCAUCCAAGCGCCUGCCAUCUGCCAGUGCCCCCUCCCGCGCCCCUGGUCCACGAAGCACCGCCGCCAAGCGGAUCACUUUUGAGGAUACUAGGCCCAAAGCUCCAAAGAUCGAGAAGAUGUGGGCCAUGGUUGCGUGCGGCAAGACGCAGGACCAGAUCGACCUUACUAAACGAGCACACAAUUUUUUAAGAACUACCAGCUUGAAACCUCGUUCUUUAAAUUUUUAAGAAAAUUUUGUACAUAUGCGAUUCGGUUUACACUUUGUAAAUAGAAUCUUUUUUACAAAUAAUUUAGUGCAAACGAUUGUAUUGUAGAUUUGUCGGCUAAAUUCAAUAAAGCAUCACCGGAGUGAGGUUUCGUUUACGGCUUCACUUUACUUCUUUUUAACUACGUGUAAUGUAUAUAGACUUUUCACUGAGUAAAUGAAACCUUACUGAACAAAAACCAUGUAUAGAACUAGUCUACCAUUUUUCUUGUAUAAUUGUUUUCGUAAUUAUAUCUUUUAAUAUAUACAGUUAUUAGAAAGGACGCCCAAAGGUUGAAGUUGUAAUUUUAUUGCCAUGGUAGGUCUAGGUCUCUUUCUUGUUGUCCUUUGGGUUGUUUCGCUUAUAAAGCAUGCUUCAGUUUAAUUUUUGCAUCUAUUUAAAGAAUGUGUUUCUGAAUUUAUAUUUAUUUUAUAAUUUUAUGUCACUAAAUAAAAUUGGUACUUUUGUAAGAAUA